UUUGCACUGAUGUGGAUUUGAAGUGGUGCAAUUCCCGUGCGCUGCCACUAGGAGCGCUGUGUAGAAGCUGUAGCGGGGUUGAUCACACGGCGUCCAGCGGGACCGCUUUGAGCCCACGAGCCGAGCUGCGGUCCAUGGCGCUGGGUUUCGGACCUCGGAGCGUCGUCCUCACGGGAGCCAAUCGCGGGAUCGGCUUGGAGCUGGUUCGGCAGCUUUUGGGCGCCGCGGAGCCGCCGCAAUGGAUCUUUGCCUGCAGCCGGGAGCCCGACGGGGAGCGAGGAAAGGAGUUAAGGAAACUGGCUUCCAGUCACCCAAAUGUUAUAAUAGUGAAACUGGAUGCUACAAAUCCUGUGACCAUUAAGGAAGCUGCCACUUGCAUUGAGGGGCACCUCAAAGGGGCAGGGCUGAAUGUGCUCAUAAACAAUGCUGGCAUUUUCACAGACAAGGAACUGGAAACCUUGGAUCCUGAAGACAUGCUGAAUGCCUACAAGACCAAUGUGGUUGGGCCAUUGUUAGUGAGCCAGGCUUUUCUGCCACUGUUAAAGAAGGCAGCCAAGGAAAGCGCACAGGAUGGACUCAGUUGCAGGAAAGCAGCCAUCAUCAACAUUUCUUCUGUCUUAGGCUCCAUUGAGUCAGUCCCACUAAACUACAGCAAGCCUGCAGUCCCCUACCGCUGCAGCAAGGCUGCUCUAAAUAUGCUUACAAAGUGCCUCUCUUUGAGCCUCAAAGAAGAUAGGGUUCUGUGCACCGCAGUUCAUCCUGGCUGGGUGAAGACAGACAUGGGAACCCAAGAGGCCGACUUGAGUGUAGACGAGAGCGUGCGGGGGAUUAUCGGUGUGCUUUCCAAGCUUGGUGACACACACAAUGGCGUUCUUGUGAACUGGAAAGGAAACAAUGUUCCUUGGUGAAGGUGUGACACAAGCCGCACAGUCAAAGUGACAAUCGAUGACAUAACCUCUUUCUUUGGCAGAUGCCAUGCGAUGCUCAGGAGCCAAAAAGCACUGUAACUCCAAUCAUUUGUGUGUGUUUCGCACACAACUAAUAAACUCUCACUUUCAGGAAAUGUUUGUGGCUUGUCAAAUGUUCAUGCCUUGCAGAUGAGAGUGUAAGCAGGAGUAGGCACUGUUGUGAGUUAGCCACUAAGCUGAAUAAAAGCCCACAUCUUCUCCUUCGAACUGGAAUAUAUGGCAGUAUGGACUCAGAUAAGUUCAAAGCAGAUAUUGUGGGAUUUUCUCUCUUGAUAUUCUGGGUUAUAUGACUGUGUGGAAGGAACCUAAGAAGACCCUGGAGAAGGCCUUAUUCUUCUUUAUUGUACACUCUUGGAAAAUAAAUCAUUUUUAACCCCCUGUCUCCAAA
Molecule: messenger RNA, 1356 nt
Organism: Anolis carolinensis (green anole)
Lineage: Eukaryota; Metazoa; Chordata; Lepidosauria; Squamata; Anolidae
Product: C-signal
Exons: 6
Coding region: 135-908 (257 amino acids)
Cellular component (GO): cytoplasm
Molecular function (GO): oxidoreductase activity
Source: RefSeq, a predicted model, not a curated record